AUGGACGUCCAGACCGUGAACUUUACACCUUUUACGGACCAGAAGCCCGGCACGUCUGGCCUGCGCAAAAAGGUCACUGUUUUCCAAAAGCCGAACUACAGCGAGUCGUUCGUGACGAGCAUUUUGCUCUCCAUCCCGGAGGGCGCCGAGGGCUCCUUCCUCGUCAUUGGGGGUGAUGGGCGGUACUGGAAUCCCGAAGUUAUCCAACUGAUCGCCAAGAUCGGUGCCGCGUAUGGCGUAAAGAAGCUCUUGAUCGGCCAGAACGGUAUUCUUUCCACUCCAGCAGCCAGCCACCUCAUCCGCAAGCGCAAAGCUACCGGUGGGAUCCUUCUCACUGCCAGCCACAACCCGGGUGGACCCAAAAAUGACUUCGGCAUCAAGUACAACCUAGCGAAUGGCGGCCCCGCUCCCGAGUCGGUGACCAACAAAAUAUUCGAGACCUCGAAGACCUUGCAGUCGUACAAAAUCGCCAGCAUACCCGAUGUCGACAUGAUUACGAUCGGCACGAGGAACUAUGGUGCUCUAGAAGUUGAGGUGGUGGACAGUACCGCAGACUACACCCAGAUGCUUAAGGAUAUCUUUGACUUCGACCUGAUCAAGAAAUUCUUCGCAACCUACAGCGACUUCAAGGUCCUCUUUGACGGUCUCUCGGGUGUCACCGGGCCGUAUGGAAAGGCAAUCUUCGAGCAGGAGCUUGGUCUGGGCCCCGAAUCUAUUCAAAAUUGCGUGCCGUCGCCUGACUUCAACGGCGGCCAUCCAGACCCCAACUUGACUUAUGCACAUGAGUUGGUCGAAGUUGUGGAGAAAAAGCAGAUUCCUUUUGGUGCGGCUUCGGAUGGCGACGGUGACCGGAACAUGAUUUACGGCGCUGGCGCGUUUGUUUCCCCCGGCGACAGUCUGGCAAUCAUUGCCCACCACGCCAAGCUCAUCCCGUACUUCAAGAAGAAUGGCGUCUACGGCCUGGCCCGCAGCAUGCCCACAUCCGGGGCCGUGGACCUUGUGGCCAAGAAGCAGGGUCUGAACUCCUACGAAGUGCCGACCGGUUGGAAGUUUUUCUGUGCACUGUUCGACGCUGAUAAGCUAUCGAUCUGCGGCGAGGAGUCAUUCGGAACUGGCAGCAACCACAUUCGUGAGAAGGACGGCCUCUGGGCUAUCGUAGCCUGGCUUAACAUCAUUGCCGGCCUGGGGUUGGCAAAACCUGGCGUUGCGCCGAGCAUCAAACAGAUCCAGAAGGACUUCUGGGCCGAGUACGGCCGUACCUUCUUUACCCGUUAUGAUUACGAAGACGUCGACUCGGGUGGUGCCAACAAGGUGGUAGGUGUCCUGAAGGACCUAGUUGCUGACCCGAAUUUUGUCGGUAGCAAGGUCGGCGACCGUACCGUGACUGAGGCCGGUAACUUUUCGUAUACCGACUUGGAUGGAUCUGUGUCGGCGAACCAGGGCCUUUACGCCCGCUUCUCUUCCGGCAGCCGGAUCGUUGUGCGGCUGUCUGGGACCGGUUCGUCGGGUGCCACCAUCCGUCUCUAUAUCGAGCAGCACAGCAGCGACCCCUCUACAUACGAUCUUGACGCCCAGGACUUCCUGGGGCCUGAGAUUAAAAUGGCGACGGAACUCCUCAAGUUUAAGGAGUUCGUAGGCAGGGAUGAGCCUGAUGUUAAGACGUAG
Dichotomopilus funicola is the source of this 1665-nucleotide messenger RNA. RefSeq lists its product as uncharacterized. Gene Ontology annotation, cellular component: cytosol. The transcript is spliced from 5 exons. Gene Ontology annotation, molecular function: phosphoglucomutase activity; magnesium ion binding. The record is from RefSeq and is a predicted model, not a curated record. Bases 1 to 1665 code for a protein of 554 amino acids. Gene Ontology annotation, biological process: carbohydrate metabolic process. NCBI's taxonomy places the organism in Eukaryota, Fungi, Ascomycota, Sordariomycetes, Sordariales, Chaetomiaceae.